Chlorocebus sabaeus (green monkey) is the source of this 741-nucleotide messenger RNA. The record is from RefSeq and is a predicted model, not a curated record. Lineage: Eukaryota; Metazoa; Chordata; Mammalia; Primates; Cercopithecidae.
CGGUACGUGCCCCCCGACCCGACGUCUGCCGCGGGGGCGCGCUCGCACGCCGGAAGGGGCGGAGCCAGAUUUGACUUUAUAUAGCGGACACCGACAACAAGCCGACCUCUACCGGCGGGAUUUGAUGGCGUGAUGUCUCACAGAAAGUUCUCCGCUCCCAGACAUGGGUCCCUCGGCUUCCUGCCUCGGAAGCGCAGCAGCAGGCAUCGCGGGAAGGUUAAGAGCUUCCCUAAAGAUGAUCCGUCUAAGCCGGUCCACCUCACAGCCUUCCUGGGAUACAAGGCUGGCAUGACCCACAUCGUGCGGGAAGUCGACAGGCCAGGAUCUAAGGUGAACAAGAAGGAGGUGGUGGAGGCUGUAACCAUUGUGGAGACGCCACCCAUGGUGGUUGUGGGCAUUGUGGGCUACGUGGAAACCCCUCGAGGCCUCCGGACCUUCAAGACUGUCUUCGCUGAGCACAUCAGUGAUGAAUGCAAGAGGCGUUUCUAUAAGAACUGGCAUAAAUCUAAGAAGAAGGCCUUUACCAAGUACUGCAAGAAAUGGCAGGAUGAGGAUGGCAAGAAGCAGCUGGAGAAGGACUUCAGCAGCAUGAAAAAGUACUGCCAAGUCAUCCGUGUCAUUGCCCACACCCAGGUUAGUGCAGUUCCCCAGGGUGGCUUGGCCUGCCACUUAGUAAAAGUGACCUAUGUGAUCAUAGGGGUACCGUGUCCCCAUGUUUGUGAGUAGGCUUCUCCCUUGCCA